AUGAGUGUGGUUGACUUAAAUGUGGGCAAAGAGGGGCCGCCAGGCCCAGUUGGGCCACGUGGACUUCCAGGGGACAUAGGUUCGCCUGGGGACCCCGGAGCACCUGGAAAAGAUGGACUCAAAGGAGAGAAGGGUGACUCGGGUGGUGUGAUGGGCCCUCCUGGGCCCCCCGGUCCCAAAGGUGAACCUGGAGCCUCAGGACAAGGAGCACCUGCAAAUCCGGGAGAGGGAAUGUCAGGGCCCAGAGGAUCUCGGGGGCCAAAGGGUGAAAGGGGGCUCCCUGGAGUGGCAGGAGAGCCGGGGGAGAAGGGUGACCCUGGUCUGGGUAUCCCAGGAUCCCCUGGCCCAAGGGGACCUGAGGGAAUACCUGGAAUUCAGGGCCCUCAAGGACCCCCCGGGCCACCAGGACCUGCCGGCAUGCCAGGCAACGAGGGCCCCCCCGGCAGAGACGGCAAGCCAGGCCCCCCCGGACCCCCCGGUGAGCCGACUGCACUGCCAAUUGUUGGCGAUAUGGGUGCCAUACUUAAGAAUGCCUGCAGUGUGUGCCAGACAAGAGUGCCCGGGCUGCCAGGACAGAAGGGCGAGAAGGGGUCCCCUGGGGCUCCUGGAGUGGAGGGUAUGAAGGGUGAGAAGGGGGAUCAAGGGGUACGAGGACCUGUGGGGAACCCUGGAAAGGAGGGGCCAAAGGGAGUGAAAGGAGAGCGAGGAUUCCCUGGUCCUGUUGGAGAUAAAGGAGAUGAGGGGUCUCCAGGAGUGCCCGGAUUCCCUGGUGCCAUGGGUCGCACUGGAACUCCAGGCAUGAUGGGAAGGCCUGGUCCCAUGGGGCAUCCAGGAUCCAAAGGGGAAAGAGGCAGUGAAGGUCCACCUGGGCCACCUGGUCUCCCAGGCCCUCCGGGUGCCCCCUACCCAGAAGGCAAUGGGAUGAGCAGUCUCUACAAGCUGCAGGGUGGUGGCGCCAUGGGAUAUCCGGGACCACCUGGUGCUCCGGGAGAACCCGGUCCGAUGGGCCUGCCAGGUCUGGAAGGAUUGCCCGGCACCAAGGGUGACUCAGGAAUGCCAGGACCUCCAGGUCUCCCUGGGCCUCCAGUGAGUAACGGCUAUGGCGACAUGGGGAAGCAUGGCCCCCCUGGCCAUCCUGGGACUCCAGGAGAGCCGGGCGAGAGAGGGCCUGUGGGAGAGACGGGAUUCCCGGGGCCAGAGGGACCUCGUGGUGCUCCUGGAAAGGCAGGCAAGGAUGGCAUUCCAGGUUAUGAGGGAGCUACAGGUAGACCAGGAGACAGGGGUCCAAAAGGAGAGCGGGGCGACCCUGGUAUCCCAGGAGAGAGAGGAGUUCAGGGAGAGAGAGGAAAGCCAGGAGAUAGAGGGCCUAGGGGUCCUGUUGGCCCCACAGGACACAGAGGGGACCCUGGCCCACCGGGGCUUCUGAGUGAUGCGGAUACUCUGGAGGAAAUCAAGACGUUCAUCCGAAAUGAGAUAUUAAGGGUUUUUGAAGAGAGGCUGUCUGGCCAAGGCUUGUUGCAGAAGACCCCAGCUGCUAUCCUGGCCUCACAUGUUCGCCCAGGCCCCCCUGGACCCCCUGGUAAUGAUGGUUCACCGGGGCCCCCAGGCCCUCCAGGAGAGCCAGGGCCACCUGGCCCACAAGGUAGGAGCCACGCCAUGUCAACCAGAACCGCGGGGGACGCUGUUACUGUUUCCCCUUCUCCCUUAACUGAAUAG
Molecule: messenger RNA, 1716 nt
Organism: Megalops cyprinoides (Indo-Pacific tarpon)
Lineage: Eukaryota; Metazoa; Chordata; Actinopteri; Elopiformes; Megalopidae
Product: collagen alpha-1(XIX) chain-like
Exons: 27
Coding region: 1-1716 (571 amino acids)
Source: RefSeq, a predicted model, not a curated record